This is a messenger RNA of Polistes dominula (European paper wasp), 1389 nucleotides long. Its product is annotated as fatty acyl-CoA reductase 1. Gene Ontology annotation, biological process: long-chain fatty-acyl-CoA metabolic process. Gene Ontology annotation, molecular function: alcohol-forming very long-chain fatty acyl-CoA reductase (NADP+) activity. The record is from RefSeq and is a predicted model, not a curated record. Gene Ontology annotation, cellular component: peroxisome. NCBI's taxonomy places the organism in Eukaryota, Metazoa, Arthropoda, Insecta, Hymenoptera, Vespidae.
CAUAAGUGUAUCGCAGUAGUGAGUUUGAAAGUUUCAUUCCUUGAACUUAUGGUUAGUUAGUCGAUUAUUUCUCUCUCAGUCAAGAAACAUGUCUCUUCGCGAGUGGUACACGAAUCGUGAAAUUCUCCUAACCGGAGUGACCAGUGAAUUAGGUCAAAAUCUUCUCGAGAAAUUACUACGUACCUUUCCAAACGUUAAUGUUCACGUUAUUGUUAGAACCCGAUAUAAUUCGACGAAUGAGGAACGAAUUAAAAAAAUCUUCGCAUCACCUGGAUACGCUAGACUACGACUAGAGAUACCAGAUGCCAUUAAAAGGGUUACAGUUUAUGAAGGAAAUUUGAUUUACGAUAGUCUUGGAUUGAAUGACAAAGAUCGAGAUAACAUGAAGAAAAAAAUAAACGUUGUUUUACACGCUGCUGGACCACACGAUGCGGUAUUUCAAUUUGCCGAAGAAUUGCCAAAAUUGGAAACAUUGGCAGCCAUAACAACGAUUUUCAAACACAGAGGACACAUAAACGAAUAUCUUCAAAAUGAAAAUACAUCAAACGUACCAUUGACAUUGAUACGAGUACCACUUCUUGCACCACCCAUUCAUGAACCAAUACCAGGAUACGUGGAAAUAUUUAAAGGAAUAACCGCACUUAUGGUUGGUGCUGGAUACGUUAAGGGUAACCCUGAAAAUUCAGCUGAAAUGAUUCCCAUUGAUAUUGUUACCAACACGUUGAUUACAGCUGCUUGGGAAAGGACUCAACGUUCAAAAGAUGUCGGUGCAAUUGUGUACAAUACCGCAACGAUUGGUUGUACAUGGGGUGACCUAAUUACGAAAGGUCAACAGGCUGCUAAAAAGUUUCCCUACCCGACAUUUGGAAUUCGUGGAAUAACAGGUAUCGGUUGGUUACAUUGGAUAAUGGUACUUUUUCUUGAAUGGUUACCAUCGGUACUGUGCGACACUAUUGUUGGACUGUUUGGUGGAAAACAAAGAAUGGUAAAAGAACACGAGAAAGUACGGAAAGCGUUGAAAUCGGUGGAAUCGAUUGCAUGGAGGUCGUGGAAUGUUGAGAGAAAUCGUAUCCAUACGUUACAACAACAUCUCAAACCGGAAGAUCAAUUGACGUUUCCACUUGUCGCUGAUGACGAUAUCGAAAAUUAUAUUUUAUGCGUGGCAGCUUCCGUUAAAAAAAAUUGCGUUGAGAAAAAUAUCUUAUCAACCUUUAAAAAUAUUCGAAUAUUGUUUAUGAUUUUUUUUGGUCUACUUACUAUUUAUGCAAGUUUUUAUAUAAAAUGUGUACUUUUCAAUUAAAUAUCCCAUUUCUCUUAUUUUCUUUAUUGUUUUUAUAUUUUGUAAUAUUUAAUGAUUAUUUUCCUUAUAUGAUUUAAUGCAAUUUGUUU